UCCCUGAAGCACUUUGAUGCAAUUUCUCCUUGUUUUCAGGUGAAAUCCGGUGCUACUGUGACGCCGCCCACUGCGUGGCAACUGGCUAUAUGUGUAAAUCAGAGCUGAGCGCCUGCUUCUCCAGACUUCUUGAUCCUCAGAACACAAAUUCGCCUCUCACCCAUGGCUGCCUGGACUCUCUCGCAAGCACAGCAGACAUCUGCCAAGCCAAACAGGCACACAACCACUCUGGCCCCACCAUGCCCACGUUGGAAUGCUGUCAUGAAGACAUGUGCAAUUACAGAGGGCUGCAUGAUGUUCUCUCUCCUCCCAAGGGGGAGGCCUCAGGACAACGAAACAGGCAUCAGCAUGACGGUAGCAGAAACCUCAUCACCAAAGUGCAGGAGUUGACUUCUUCCAAAGAAUUGUGGUUCCGGGCGGCCGUGAUCGCUGUUCCCAUCGCCGGAGGCCUGAUUUUAGUGUUGCUCAUUAUGUUAGCCCUGAGGAUGCUUCGAAGUGAAAACAAGAGACUGCACGAUCAGCGGCAACAGAUGCUCUCCCGUUUGCACUACAGCUUUCACGGACACCAUUCCAAGAAGGGGCAGGUGGCCAAGUUAGACUUGGAAUGCAUGGUGCCCGUGAGUGGCCACGAGAACUGCUGUCUGACCUGUGAUAAAGUGAGACAGGCAGACCUCAGCAACGAUAAGAUCCUCUCGCUGGUUCACUGGGGCAUGUACAGUGGGCACGGGAAGCUGGAAUUCGUAUGACGGAGUCUUAUCUGAACUGGACUUCUUGGACGCUUGAAGGCCUCUGAGUUCUGCUGGACAGGAGCACUUUAUCUGAAGAAAAACAAACUCGCAUAAUCAUCUUUGAGAGACACAAUGACCUCUGCAAACAGAAUCUUGGAUAUUUCUUCUGAAGGAUUAUUUGCACAGACUUAAAUACAGUCAAAUGUAUUAUUUGCUUUAAAAUUAUAAAAAGCAAAGAGAAGACUAUGUACACACUGUUACCAGGGUUAUUUGCAUCUGAGGGAGCUGGAAUCGAGUACCUUAAUAAACUAAAAUGUGCUCCGUGUAAGCUCCUACAGCUUGAUUUAUUGUAAAGAUUUAAAAAUAUAUAUAUAUAUUUUGUCUGAAAUUUA
Messenger RNA from Ceratotherium simum simum (southern white rhinoceros), 1120 nucleotides. NCBI's taxonomy places the organism in Eukaryota, Metazoa, Chordata, Mammalia, Perissodactyla, Rhinocerotidae. The record is from RefSeq and is a predicted model, not a curated record.